AAAGCUUCUUCCAAAAAUUUCUUCUUUUUAUCUUUUUUUAAGGUCUGUUAUGGAUAAGUCUGUUCUGAGUCAAGAGCUUGUAUUCUUAAUCUUACAGUUCCUUAAAGAAGAGGGUUUAGAGGAAACUGCACACAAGCUUGAGCGUGACAGUGGCUUCUACUUUGACAUGAAGCAUUUCGAGGACAUGGUGCUUGCUGGGAAAUGGGACGACGCUGAGACAUAUCUUUCUGGGUUCACAAGGGUUGAUGACAACAAGUUCUCAAUCAAAAUAUACUUUGAAUUGAGGAAACAGAAAUUCCUUGAGACAUUGGACAUUAACGAUCGUGCCAAGGCUUUAGAUAUCCUCAUGAAGGAUCUGAAAGUUUUUUCCCAAGGUCAUGAAGAGCUAUUCAAUGAAAUGACUCAGCUUUUGACAGUUAAUAAUAUAAGGGAUCAUGCAUCACUUUCAACAUAUGGAGAUGCAAAUUCUGUGAGGAAGAUGGUUAUGGACGAUAUUAAGGGAGUCAUUAAGUCAAAUCCUGUGUUCAAAGGAAAGUUGAAAUUUCCUGCAAUUACCGAUCGGAGGUUACGCCAUCUUCUAAACCAAAGCUUAAAUUGGCAGCAUCUACUUUGUGAAGAUCCAGCUUCGGUGCCUGUUAUACAAUCCCUCUUUGUGAACCACAUUUGUAAACCAUCUUCGAACCUUUCAGCCCUGAAAUCAGAAGAAAGUAAUUCGUUGCAAAGGUCUGAUAAACAUUUGUCCAACUGUAGUUCCUACCCAUCUACCAUAACUGAUUCUCCACUCUUUCCUGCUGCACUAACAAAUCCAGUAUUCAUUUUAAUUCUUGCUUACAUUGAUAAUCGUCCUUGUCCUUCUGUAAAAACUGCAGUGGAUGUUCUGGAUCCUAAUGAAAUAUUUUUGAAAGGAAUUCCCUGCCAGGCUUCCAAUGAGGUGACGUCAGCCAUAGCAAAUGACCCUCCUGUAGAAGUUAUUCAGACAUUGAAAGAGGAUUCCCCUCCUGUUACCAUGGAUUUUCAUCCUACUUUGCAUGAAGUUCUUCUAGUUGGAACACAUAUUGGCAAUAUAGGACUUUGGGAUGUUAAUUAUGGUAAGAAAUUGUUCUCUAGAGAUUUUAGAGUUUGGAAUAUUGGAGCAUGCUCCAUCAAUUUCAAGAAGGCUCUGGAAAAGAACUUGUGUAUUUCAGUUAAGAAAAUCACGUGGAGCCCUUAUGGUUCACUGUUUGGGGUUGCAUUUUCAGAACAUAUUGUUCAAUUAUAUUCCUAUCAUGGUGGCAAUUGCUGCCAGCAUCUAGAAAUUGAUGCUCAUGAUGGCAGUGUCAAUGAUCUAGCAUUUUCCUCUCUUAAUAAUCAACUGUUGGUCAUAACAUGUGGAGAUGACAAGACCAUAAAGGUCUGGGAUGCUGUUAAUGGUGUCAAAUGUCAUACUUUUGAAGGUCAUGAUGCUCCUGUUUGUUCUGUUUGUCCUCGUGUGAAGGACCGUAUUCAUUUUUUUUUUUCAACGUCAAUCGAUGGGAAGAUUAAGGCAUGGUUAUAUGAUUGUCCGGAAGCCAGAGUUGAUUAUGAUGCCCCUGGUCAUGGAUACACUACAUUGGCUUACAGUACUGAUGACCGAAGGCUUUUUUCAUGUGGAAGUGGUAAAUUUGGUGAGCCAAAUCUUGUAGAAUGGGAUGAAAGUGAAGGAUAUAUAAAAAAAAUGUACAAGGGACUUAAGAAGCCAUGCUCAUCUACCAUCCAUUUUGAUUUAACUCACAAAGGACUUUUGGCUGCUGGUGAUGAUCAUAUGGUUAAAUUUUGGGAUAUGGACAAUAUUGAGCUCUGGACAAGCACUGAUGCCAAUGGAGAAUUACUAGAAUAUCCAUGCAUUCGCUUCAACAAGGAGGGAACAUUACUGGCUGUUGCUGCAAAAGAAAACAAAAUAAAAAUUUUAGCAAUUCACUAUGACAUUUUGCCAAAAUGGAAUGAAAUUCAUCCUGUUCAUGAACCCAGUAUUCUCCAUGACACCUUGGGAAAGAAUGGGUGCAAAAAAGGCUUGGAGGAUGUGAGAACUAAUUCAAUUGAAGAGUCCCAUAACAAAUCAAAGUAUUGGAAUGUUUCCGAAAUUUGUAAACCAUCCCAGUGCCAGUUCUUGCAGCUUCCUGUUCAUUCCAAAAUAAACAAGAUUGUUAGACUGAGUUACACCAAUGCGGGAAAUGGCAUUUUGGCAUUGGCAUCAAAUGGUGAUCAUCUACUUUGGAAAUGGCCACAGGAUAACCUUAACUUGGAUGGAAAGGCAACUACCCAAGUUUCUCCUCACAUCUGGCAACCAAGGAGUGUUUUGCAAUUGAUGAGAAAUGACCUUACAUUUACUAACAGUGGAGACCUAAUUUCCUCUUUUGCUUUGUCUAAGAACGAUUCAUAUCUCAUGUCAACAUCAGGGGGUAUAAUCUCCUUAUUCAACAUGUUGACGUAUAAGGCUGUGACAACUAUCGUGCCUCCAGCACCUAUGGCAACAACCUGUCUUGCUUUCUACCCUCAGGAUAAUAAUAUACUUGCCGUUGGUAUGGAUGAUUCCAGUAUACUUAUAUACAAUGUCCGUACAAAUAAGAUUGAAAUCUUGCUUGAGGGCCACUCAAAAAGAGUUACUGCCCUUGCCUUCUCAAGUAGUUCUAAUCUUCUUGUUUCUGGUGAUAUAAAUGCUCAGAUUGUUGUAUGGAAUACCAAUGGGUGGGGAAAACAGAAAGAUAGGUACUUGCAAAUACAUGGACAGCAGGUGCCAGAAGGACUAUCUGAAACUCACAUUCAGUUUCACCAGGAUCAGAAGCACUUCCUUGCUGUACGUAAUACUCAUCUUGCAACUUAUGAAGCAACAGAACUCAGAUGUGUCAACCAGUGGGUUCCAGAAGUUCCGGUGGUUAUCUCCCAAGCAACUUUCUCAUCUGAUGGCCAAACUGUGUAUGCCAGUUUUGUUGAUGGAACUCUGGCAAUAUUUGAUGCUUUCAAUUUUCAGAUGCAAUGUAGGAUUAAUCCCUCUGCUUACCUUUCUUCAACUUCAAGUUUAAGCAUCUAUCCACUUGCCAUUGCUGCGCAUCCACAGAAGCCGACCCAGUUUGCUGUGGGGCUCACAGAUGGUAGGAUUUUCGUAUUUGAGCCUCAGAAGCCAGGAGGUGAUUGGAGCAGCUCUGCACUUAAUGAUAAGGAGCCAAUGAACACCAGGUUUAUGAUGGGAGUGAGUGGGUUCUGAGGUGAAAUAGUCCAAAGGAAAAAUAACC
This is a messenger RNA of Gastrolobium bilobum, 3248 nucleotides long. Its product is annotated as topless-related protein 1-like. The transcript has 24 exons. The coding region runs from base 50 to 3220 and encodes 1056 amino acids. The record is from RefSeq and is a predicted model, not a curated record. Gene Ontology annotation, molecular function: protein binding. Gene Ontology annotation, biological process: regulation of DNA-templated transcription. NCBI's taxonomy places the organism in Eukaryota, Viridiplantae, Streptophyta, Magnoliopsida, Fabales, Fabaceae.